GUGAAGGUACCUGUGUGUGUGUGCAUUCGGUCCGAGGCUCAUUUAAAUAGUAAAGGAUAAUUAGUUAGGCAAGAAAUUCAAGUCGAGCCUUGCAACACGAAUUUGAUACACGCUCAGGUAACCCAAGCAUCUCUCAUUGUCCGUCCCAUUAGCAUGUACAUAUAUAUAAGUUGUCAGUGGAUGAGAGGCGCUAUCACACAGCCUUACCUCUACUCUGGAUCAGCGCGAGGAGAAAUCUUCUCAGUUUGAAUAUGUCACUUACUUCCAUCCUCUCGGCUGAGGCCAUUGAAAAUGCUGUCAAAGACUGCCAAGCUCCAGACUCCUUUUGUUAUAAAAAGUUCUUCCAACUUUGUGGCCUGAGCCAGAAAAGUCCGCAAGAGGUGAAGGAUGUCUUCCGCAUCAUAGAUGAGGAUAACAGUGGAUUUAUUGAGGAGGCUGAGCUCAAGUUCUUUCUCCAGCGAUUUUUCCCGGGGGCACGAACCCUGACAGAAAAGGAGAUUAAGAGCCUCCUUACAGCUGCAGAUGAUGAUAGCGAUGGGCGGAUUGGAGUAGACGAGUUUCAGACUAUGGUGUUAUCCUGAAAGACUCCUUGAGCCCUCGGCUAUAAGCACUGCAGCCUCAGCUUUCAUUUUUCUUUUUACACCUGAUUUCUUUUCAAAAAAGAAGAAUCAGCACAUAAAGUAAAUGUACUUGACUUUUGAAUUCAUGUCUGUUUUGUUGUCCCACAUUCACCCCAAAUGACCAAUGGCAAAACUGUUCAGGGAAAAUAAA
Molecule: messenger RNA, 771 nt
Organism: Sinocyclocheilus grahami
Lineage: Eukaryota; Metazoa; Chordata; Actinopteri; Cypriniformes; Cyprinidae
Product: parvalbumin, thymic CPV3-like
Exons: 5
Coding region: 252-581 (109 amino acids)
Cellular component (GO): cytoplasm
Molecular function (GO): calcium ion binding
Source: RefSeq, a predicted model, not a curated record